AUGACUUGCAGGAGGAGGCCGAGCAGUGAGGAAACUGCGAGGGUGAGCCCUGGUCUGCAGGGGGACAGUAAAGCUCCUGUGCCUCAGGUGGUGGCUGAGGAGGAGGAUGUUUCAGGCCCCUGGGAGCCGGAGCGCUCUGGGAAAGGGAGCCCUGCGGCAGGACCAGAGACUGAUGGCUCCAGCGGGCGAGGAGCGCAGGAGACAGUCAACUCCACUGUCUGUGGGGAGCAGGAGGAGGAGGAGGAGGAAGAAGAGGAAGAGGAGAGCUGCUACAGCGAGGAAGGGGAGGAUGGCAGCAACGUCUACUUCUAUUACACCAUCGGAGAGCGCUGGAUAGACUACCUGCAGCGGACAGAGGACGGCGGCCUCCUCCGUCACGUGCGGCCCAAGAUGAAGCGGAAGUCAGAGAACGGCCUGGAUGGCCGGGCCCUUUCCCCCGGUAAAAAGCUGUGCAAGGGCUCCGAGUACAGCAGGACACUGGGUCCAUGCACACCCAGUCCCACCACCACCUUUGGGGACCUGCGCAACGCCAAAGCGGGCCAGGCACGCCGCCGCCGCAUCCCCUCAGUUGCCCCCCCUCCUGAGCUGCAGGACUGGCUCCGCACCUUCCAGCGGUGGAGUGGCCCGGAGAAGCUGCUUGCUCUGGAUGAGCUCAUCGAUCGCUGCGAGCCCUCCCAAAUCAAGUACAUGAUGCAGGUCAUUGAACCCCAGUUCCAGAGAGACUUCAUUUCCCUGCUGCCCAAGGAGCUGGCACUCUAUGUCCUCUCGUUCCUGGAGCCUCGGGACCUGCUCCGUGCUGCCCAGACCUGUCGCUACUGGAGGGUCUUGGCUGAAGAUAACCUGCUCUGGAGAGAGAAGUGCCGGGAAGAAGGCAUUGAGGAGCCCUUGAACCUGCGGAAGCGACGCCUGCUGAGCCCUGGAUUCAUGUACAGCCCCUGGAAAUUUGCCUUCAUGCGGCAGCACAAAAUCGACAUGAAUUGGCGCAGCGGGGAGCUUAAAGCCCCCAAGGUGCUGAAGGGACACGAUGACCAUGUCAUCACCUGCCUGCAGUUCUGUGGCAACCGGAUUGUCAGUGGCUCAGAUGACAAUACCCUCAAAGUGUGGUCAGCUGUCACCGGCGAGUGUGUGCAGACGCUGGUUGGCCACACAGGGGGUGUGUGGUCUUCCCAGAUGAGGGACAGCAUUGUCAUCAGCGGCUCCACAGACCGGACGCUCAAAGUGUGGAAUGCAGACACAGGCGAAUGCGUGCACACGCUGUAUGGGCACACGUCCACAGUGCGCUGCAUGCACUUGCACGGGAACAGGGUUGUCAGUGGCUCACGGGACGCCACUCUACGCCUCUGGGACAUCGAGACUGGGCAAUGUCUGCAUGUGCUGAUGGGGCACGUGGCUGCCGUGCGCUGCGUGCAGUACGACGGGCACAAGGUGGUGAGCGGUGCAUAUGACUACACAGUGAAAGUGUGGGACCCCGAGAGCGAAAGCUGCACGCACACGCUGCAGGGACACACGAACCGCGUCUACUCCUUGCAGUUUGAUGGGACACACAUCGUGAGUGGCUCUCUGGACACGUCGAUUCGAGUGUGGGACGUAGAGAGUGGGAACUGCCUACACACCCUGAUGGGGCACCAGUCGCUCACGAGUGGCAUGGAGUUACGUGACAACAUCCUUGUAUCUGGCAAUGCUGACUCCACAGUCAAGAUCUGGGACAUCAAGACGGGCCAGUGCCUGCAAACGCUGCAGGGGCCCAGCAAGCACCAGAGUGCCGUCACCUGCCUGCAGUUCAGCUCCAAGUUUGUGGUGACCAGCUCAGAUGAUGGUACCGUCAAGCUCUGGGACCUCAAGACGGGCGAGUUUGUGCGCAACCUGGUUGCACUGGAGAGCGGGGGCAGCGGGGGCGUAGUGUGGCGCAUCCGCGCCUCCAACACCAAGCUCGUGUGUGCGGUGGGCAGCCGCAACGGCACGGAGGAGACCAAGCUGCUGGUGCUGGACUUUGAUGUGGACCUGAAAUGAACCUGGCCAGUCCAGGCUGGGGUGGAGGAUCCCGCGGGCUGGGCAUAGCAGCUGGUCUUGGUGGGGCUGGCCCCAGAGCAGGCGCGAGCCCCCCCGCGGGCUGUAAAUAUUGUUUGCAGCUGUCUGGGCCUUAUUUAUAUAUGUGUGAACUCCCUGUGGGGAGCCUGCACCCGGUGGGGGCACUGUACAGAGGAAGCAGCAUGUUUUGUACACACUAAUAUAUCGAUUUAU
This is a messenger RNA of Charadrius vociferus (killdeer), 2241 nucleotides long. Its product is annotated as F-box/WD repeat-containing protein 7-like. Gene Ontology annotation, molecular function: ubiquitin binding. Gene Ontology annotation, cellular component: cytoplasm; nucleus. The record is from RefSeq and is a predicted model, not a curated record. Lineage: Eukaryota; Metazoa; Chordata; Aves; Charadriiformes; Charadriidae. The transcript has 12 exons. The coding region runs from base 1 to 2010 and encodes 669 amino acids. Gene Ontology annotation, biological process: ubiquitin recycling; proteasome-mediated ubiquitin-dependent protein catabolic process.